CCCAAAUCAUUCGAAUCUAUUUUUUAGAUCUCACCUGUCUGCAGGUUGUCGAAAUGCCGCUAUUUGACCCUUCGACAACAAAGCAUUUGAAACCAUGGCUAAUCAAGUCCCUAGAGCCAAUUUGCGAUGCAGACCCCGAAGUGCUUAGUGAUUAUAUCCUUGCCCUACUCAAGCAUGAUGCCCCAGAAAAGGAGCUCAGGGCUACAUUUGUUGCUCAGCUGCGCGAUUUCUUAGAAGAUGAAGCCGAGAGUUUCGUAGAAAAAUUAUUCCAAGUCCUUCGAACACGUUCGUAUAUCCCCUAUGAUGAUGGUCAGCCACCGCCGUCAUCCCAUCUUGCUUCACAAUCGAAUGGAAUCCACAUUCCCCUUGAUGCGUUGGUUACGGCUCCAACAGGACCUAGAGGACAAAAGCGGACGGCAGAUUUUGAUGAACCGAGACAUCCGCCAAAAGGCCCCCGACUGGGCGAGGGGACCCGGUAUGUUGGACGUGGAGGUGGUUCGCUGAGAGGGGGACCACGAGAUGCCCGGGGAAGACAUUCAAGUCCGGGCCGGACAAAAGGUCCAGUCAAGGAGAGAUGCCGGGACUACUACAACAAAGGGUAUUGCACAUUAGGGGCUAUGUGCCCGUUUGAUCAUGGCGAUGAAGCCAUGGUGCCUCCAGUGCCGUUCGUUCCUCCUGGUUUUAACCCCAUGCAAAUGAUGGGGAUGAUGCAGCAAGGCUUUCAGAUGCCCUGGAUGUCUGCCCCAAACGUAGGGGGGCAAUAUGACCCCAAUCAUGCCUCGAUGGACAUAUCGCGACCGCCCCCGUACAUGAACGGGCGCCGAUCCAGUAAAAUUGGCACUCCUUCUGAUGCCGUGGAGCUAUCUAUAGAUACAGCUGGGGACGGGCGUCACUCGAUGGACGUGACACCAUCAGAUCCAGGUGGACGUAGGCCGAACACGAAUGGUUCUGAUCUCGGGAGAGGUGGUCGUGGCAGGGGUAGGAUUGAACGAGGAGGUGCGCCACCACAGCCCGGAGUAUUCCCAGAUGCAGAAAACACCACUUUCGAAAGUUCUGCACCACCCUUGUCCAAAAAUGAGAACAAAACAUUGGUCGUGGAGAAAAUACCACCAGAUCAUCUCUCACUGGAUGGAGUGAAUGGAUGGUUCAAAAAAUUUGGUACCGUCACGAAUGUCGCUAUUGACAAGCCCUCCGCGAAGGCUUUGGUCUCCUUCCAAAAUCACCUAGAUGCAUACAAAGCCUGGAAGAGCGAAGAAGCCGUCUUCGGUAACCGCUUUGUGAAAGUGUUCUGGCACCGUCCUCUUGCGGGUCAUGGCACAGCUGGAACCAAACUACUUGCUGCUUCCGCCCCUGUUAUUCAAGGCCUCGGAAAAAAGCCUCCCCACCCUCCCCCGACGCAAACGACGCAAACGACGCCACCCACAUCGAGCCACCUCCCUCAACACCUUGCAAAAUCCCAUGAACUGGAGCGCCUCAUAUCCGAACAGAAGUCGCUCAUGGACAGCAUAGGAUCAGCGCCUCAAGAGAAAAGAAAGGGAAUAAUGGCUACACUUCGUGAGGUAGAUGAAAAGAUGAAGGAACUUGCCUCCAGCAAACCGACACCAAUCCCCCCGGUUCCUGACAGCGAGUCAAAACUAAAGGAGAAACUAGACCGCGAACUGGACCUCGUGAAGAAUGGCUCGGGACCCUCGGAUACCACAAUCGAAGGGACGGGAGGGGACCAAAGUGACUUGAUGGCCCAGCUUGCCGAGCUUCGGAAGGAGGCAGCCGAAGUUGGCGUGUCAGCCAAGGAGAUCCAAGGAGUGCCACCGCCACGUGGGCGAGGCUUUGUGACAAGAGGGAGGGGUCGGGGUCGUGGAUACGUCGCCCCGCGUGGACGCGGCGGGACACUUAACAAGAAUAUAUCAUUAGACAACCGCACCCGAAGGCUUGUUGUGAAAGGACUCAAUGCGGAUGAUGAUCAUGCUCUUGCGAAACUUGAGGAAUGGUAUAAGUCUGUUGGAGGGGAUCUAGAAUCUUUCCAAGUGGUUAGUUCGGAUGAGGUCCAAGUACAAUUUAAAACCCGAGCCCUUGCCGAGCAGGCCUUAGGAAAAGGAACGACUGUUCCCGAUAUUGGUACAGUACAAGUUUCAUGGCAUCAUACCUCUCGGUCAACUCCUGCGCCACCCGUUCCCUCGACUGGGAUUCCUGCACUGCUCAAUCUCUCGAAAUCGGACCCUGAGCUCAUUAUUACCCCCGCUGAAGAAGAUAUCGAAAGUGCAAAAACUGUAAUACCUGAACCGCACGACGUUGACCAUUUCGAUGAUGGGUGGGGAGCAGAUCAAUUUAAUGAUUAGCAUCGUGAUUUGUAGUUUCAUUAUGUAUUAUUUGAUGGACACAAGCUCACAUUCCAAGCAACAUAUCCAGUUGACAUUCUAGUGCCCCUUGCUGCUGAAUUGCUGAAGUCCAGGGAGCGAAAACAUCUACAAGUAACAUAACAGGUUCAAUUCAUCAUCCUGGCAUAUUAUAUUUCUGUACCUCGUAUAUGGCUUCAGCUGGGGUGCCAAACCCCCUCUGACCCUCGAUUCUGUUGACCAUG
Molecule: messenger RNA, 2578 nt
Organism: Cantharellus anzutake
Lineage: Eukaryota; Fungi; Basidiomycota; Agaricomycetes; Cantharellales; Hydnaceae
Exons: 7
Coding region: 54-2336 (760 amino acids)
Biological process (GO): mRNA processing
Cellular component (GO): nucleus
Molecular function (GO): RNA binding; metal ion binding
Source: RefSeq, a predicted model, not a curated record